Molecule: messenger RNA, 1497 nt
Organism: Talaromyces atroroseus
Lineage: Eukaryota; Fungi; Ascomycota; Eurotiomycetes; Eurotiales; Trichocomaceae
Exons: 1
Coding region: 1-1497 (498 amino acids)
Molecular function (GO): oxidoreductase activity; FAD binding
Source: RefSeq, a predicted model, not a curated record
AUGCAUUUGCUCAUUCAGGAGCACCACAUCACGCAACUACGCUCUCUAUUGCCCUAUCUCCAGUUCAUACUACCCAACGAUCCAGAGUAUCCUGCCGCAAUAUCUCGCUGGAACCCCGCAAACCAACGCAAACCAGGUAUAAUUGCUUUCCCGCUCACUACGCAAGAUGUCUCAUAUCUGGUUCGCUUUGCACAUGACAAUCUUCUCGAAAUCGCCGUCAAGGGCGGUGGAAUGGGAAACCGCGGAUCUUCUACCGAUGGUGGUCUAUGCAUCGAUUUGUCAGGCAUGAGGACUGUCACCGUUUAUCCAGCAAGCAAGCGUGUGGCUGCGGAUGGCGGAGCGCUCUGGUCAGAUGUCUAUGCCCAGCUUGAUGAGCACGACCUUGCAGUUGUCGGUGGCAUUUCGCCCGCCGUGGGGGUUGGAGGUCUCUCGCUACAUGGAGGACAUGGGUGGCUAACCGGGGCCCACGGACUGGCACUAGAUCAGUUCCUAGAGCUGGAAGUAGUCCUGGCUGACGGAAAUAUUAUUCGGACAUCUGACACCCAAGAACCUGACCUCUUCUGGGCCCUUCGUGGGGCUGGAAGUGCCUUUGGAGUCGUCACGCAGUUUGUGCUGAGAGCUUUCGAACAGCCAAAUUCGGUCUGGACGGGUCGGCUUGUGCUUGCAAAUCCCACGGAAAACAUCAACGCUGUCAUCAAAACAGCCAAUAACAUUCUAUCAGAACAAGAGAAAGGCCAGUCCGCCAUGUGUUGGGGGUGGACUGUGCCACGUCCCGAGACGGGGCCAGUCAUCUGGGUUGUGCCCUUUUACAAUGGAAGUGAGGAAGAAGCAAAGGAAUUUUUUGCGCCUUUAUUGAACCUUGGAAAGUCGCUGAUAGUCAACUCGACCAAAGCCGUUCCGUUUUCGGCCUCUGCGAGUGACGGCGGAGGAUCGUCAGGAGAAGGCCUAAGAAAACUUGGUCACGGAAGUGCCGUCAUGGCUCCCUUGGAUCCGGCUUUUUUUCGGGGCCUAUAUCAAGACUAUGCGACAUUUAUGUCGCGGGUACCGGAUGCUGGUAAGAGGACAAUGAUUAUGUUCGAAAUUCACAAUACGAAAGCAACUACGAGACUCGCACAAGAUGCGACAGCAUAUCCGAACCGUGGGAAUCAGGUCAAUGUGCAAUUUGUCGUAACAUGGGCCGAGAAAGAAAACGACGUGGCAUGUGAGGAAUGGUGUCGUCAAUUCACGAAAAAGAUGAUCGAUGAUUUUCAGCGACGAAGAGAUGAAAGCACUGUUGAUGAUGUUACGAAGGAUAGUGUUGGAUUGUAUUCUAAUUAUAAUGGUAACUUUCCACACCCCCCUCGGAUAUCCCAGAAACUGAAGGACACUGACGUAUCCACAGGGUUUGGACUAGGAGCGAAAGAUCUUUUUGGUGUCAAUUAUGAUCGACUUGUGGAUCUGAAGAAAAAGUAUGACUCUGAGAAUCUAUUCUACAAGUUUUUUGAUAUCUUAGAGUAG